AUGGUGAAGUUCAAGGGCAGGAAAUGUGGCUGCCUUCCACGAGGUCAAGAGGCAGCAAUGCUGACAUUGCUGCUCAUGAGCCUGCUUUCAUUGUGGAGACUGUGGAGGAGCAAUGCGCACUCCGUGCUGGAUGACGCUGCGCAGCCGGUGCGAAAAUUUUCCUGGGUUGCGAAAGACGGAAUCCCAGUCGAACUGGCUUUGGAAGAGGCCGAGGGGGAUGAGACUGAUGAGGACGAGGAUGAAGAGGAGCUGGAGGGCGAACUUCAGGAGGCAAAGGAACCUUCUGAGGCACGCCCAAAACACCCGGAGCGCCGAGCUGGCGCGGCCGGCAGCUCGCAUGCCGAGGAAAAGACGGAGGGGGCGGACAAGCCGUGCAACAUGUUCACUCUUUGGGAGUAUCCAAACGGAGCUCCGGAGUAUGUGCGCUUGAACGUGGAGUCCUGGCGGCGACACUCUCAUGGACGCUGUGGCGAGCCGAUCUUCCUGUCGGAUGCGAACAUUCGAAAAUAUAUCCCUGACCUACCGCAGGAGUACUUCAAGCUUCCAUACCAAGCUUGCAAAUCGGAUGUGGUGCGCUAUGCAGUCAUUUACCACAAUGGGGGCAUCUACAUGGAUACGGAUUUUCUAGUACAAGAGGAUUUGGAUCCCGUGAUUGAUCUCAUGGACCGUGACCUCAUCUCCUAUUCCGGCAUGAACCCGCGAGGCAAGGAGUGCCCAGCCGACUUCAGCUCCAACUUUCUGGCUGGGCGCAAGGGAAGUACCUUCCACAAGAAGGUGUAUGACGCCCAAAUUGAGAAGAUGCAGAAGCACUGCCCCGCUUCUCAAAAGGGCAAGACCGUGAACGGACGGGAGGUGUUUUGCUGCUUCAAGGAAAAAGAUGUGAAGUGCGAUGUCCCUUGGGCAGCGAUCGGCGAAGGAGUUUCCCAUGGAGUUCUGCGCAGGAUGAAGGCGGAUGGCGAGGACUUCACCUCGUAUUGCUUCGCGGGCGACCAUUCCUUCGUGCCCUUCGAAAUAGAGGGAGUGCUGCAGCAUACACCACUCCUGACUGACGCCUUGGAGAGGUUUGAAAAGAACCAUGUCAAGAAUCCACUCGGACGGAUUGCAUAUCACCUGUUCAACUCGAUGACGUCAUUGCAGACAUGGUCUUGCAAGCGGCUGUCCAACAACGACAGUUUUGUGGGCAACCUUUAUGUGAGGAGCUUUACUCGCGGUGCGGGCAACAAGAUCGUGACCGGCAGUGCCGCGCAAGCGUUUCUGGAGAAAUACCCUCAGUUCAAGGAGCAAACAAGGUCGCAGGCUGUGGUGCCCUGCCUCAAGAAGAACCCCUUUGCGCAGCUGGAGUCCAUGGCGCCGCCAGCUGGACCCAUCAGCGACAAGUGCAACAUAUUUUCUAUCGCGGAGUCGGAUCCAUCUGCUGCCUUCGAUUUGAACGUGGACUCAUGGCGGCGCCACACCGAGGAGUUGUGCAAUGCGCCCGUGAUGGUGAACGACAGCAAUGUGAAGUCCCUGCUCCCGGACCUGCCCGAGGAGUAUUUCCGUCUUCCUGGCGCUCAGGAGAAGUUGGACUUGAUCCGACACGGCCUGAUUUAUCAUCAUGGAGGAAUGGUCCUGCAGGGGGACGUGGUGUUUCUGCGGGACAUGAGCAAAGUGGUACAAAAGAUCGAGCUGCAUGACUUGGUGUCGAGCUCCGAGCGCCGAAGCGGGCAGGCGACUGCCUGCGGGGAUUCCUGGCAAAUCCUUUUCACUGCAGGCAAGCGGGGCAGCCGAUUCCACGGAGCUGCGUGGCAUUUUGCGAAGGAGUUGGUGACAAAGCAUUGCCCUCUUUCAGACAAGGAGAAGGAGAAGGUGUGCUGCUUCGAUGACAAGAGGCUGAAUUGUCACAUUCCUGGAGGGGCUUUGGGAGAGUCCUUCUCCAGCAGACUCAAGCAGGAGUACGAGGGUGAUGAGCAGGUCCUACUGCUUCUCCGAAGCAGAGUCUUUUCGACCUGCGAUGUUUCAGCAAGUCCUCGAUCACACGCCAGCGAUGGACGCGGGUGA
Effrenium voratum is the source of this 2037-nucleotide messenger RNA. The record is from the annotation of a GenBank genome assembly. Lineage: Eukaryota; Dinophyceae; Suessiales; Symbiodiniaceae.